Molecule: messenger RNA, 4275 nt
Organism: Scomber scombrus (Atlantic mackerel)
Lineage: Eukaryota; Metazoa; Chordata; Actinopteri; Scombriformes; Scombridae
Product: UPF0606 protein KIAA1549-like
Source: RefSeq, a predicted model, not a curated record
AUGGACCCUGUGAUCCCGGCAGGCCCUGGCACCAGGACCAGGACCAGGACCAGGACCAGGACCAGGAUGGACCUCAGAGGAACAAAUGCUGUGCUCCUGCUGGUUGCCUCCUCCCUGGUUUCCAUGGUAACCUCAAGCUCACCUGCUGCAGGUUUGCUGGACUUCAACAGGACAGCAGAGUCUCCAUCACAUCCUUCGUCAACCCCCCCUCUCAGGCCCCUGGUCUCCAGCCCCCCCUCAGACUCUGGUUACCAUGGUAACGGUGGCAGCACCGGCCUAACUGAGGACCCAGACUCAGGCGCUCAGGGGAUCCACCUCCUGCUGAGACCCCCGGACCUCCUGUCCCCCAGCCUCCCACCACCUCUCCCUCCACACACCCAGCCCACCCUCACCCCCCCGCCUCCCUGGGAGCAGGGCCCCUCCCUGGAGGAGGCCUGGGGGUCCGGGGACUACCUGGAGACGCUGUCCUUCAUGGUGCCUGACGGCGAGGAGCUGGCCCUGGCCACGCCGCUGCCCCACCACCCCUACGAUGACGAUGAGGCGGGAGGGGACUGGGUCUCCUACGACACCGCCUUCCCUACUCGCCCCACCCUCCCCCUCUCCUCCCGCCUCCUCCUCUUACCCUCCUCCCCCACCCCCGGCACCCCCCCACACACUCGGCCCUCCCAACCGGACGUCUUUCCCGCCUGGGACGAGGACUACGACCUGGAGGACAUGAUGCCUCUGGAGCCGACGGAGCUGCUGCUGCCGGACAUGAACAGCCUGGAGUACUACACCAACUUACUGGCUCGGGAGAGGGAGCGGGACCGGGAGCGGGACCGGGACCGGCCGGGACCGGGGGACCGGGACUCCAAACCCUCCAUCGCUCCUACAUCAAGCCACAACCACACCAACCCUCCCCCUCCAUCGCUGCCUCCGAGCUCGGGUCCCCCAUCGGGACGGGGCCCCACACCUCCACUCGUAGUCUCACCUACGCUCACAGGAGAGGAAAAGCCACCUUCGGUCCGCUCCACCUUCAAGACCUCCUCUGCCCCUCCUCCUGCUCCGAGACCCAAAGACCAGGCCCCCGUCCCGGUCCCAGGCAGAUACCCCCCCCGUGCCCCCUCCAACACCACCGGCCGGGUGCCUCCUCCUCCACCCCUGGGUCCACCGACCCGCCCAGAACGACCAGAGAGGCCGGCCAAGACUCCGCCAACCAGGACCACCACCACCACCAGGACCACCACCACCCAGAACACAGCCAUCAGCCUGACCAGGGCCCCCCCGGUCACCACCACCAGGGUGGCUCAGACCCCCCCCUCCAGACCCUACCUGUGUAACGUCACCAAGCCAGAGAUGUACCUGGUCAGAGCAGGCAGCUCUAAAGGCUCUCCGGCUGCUUUCAGUCAGGUCAGAGAUCUUCUGAAGAAAGAGUUCAACCGCUCCGUCGAGCUUCAGUUCCUCAGGACUCCGUCCAGUUUCUCCUUCCGUGUGGUGUCGGGACCGUUAAUCUUCACCGCCAUCUCUGUCAUCAACGCUCUGCGCCAGCCGCGAGGCUCCGGGCCCGUUCCCGGCGUGUCCCCGCUCUACAGCGUACCGGGCCUCCGGUACCAGGUCCACACUGUGCUGCAGUUCGUCCCGGCGCACGUCGACAUCAGAGUCUGUAACUUCAGCGAGCAGGUGGAGCGAGGCCUGAGCUCGGCCUACGCUGAGACCCAGAGACGCUCGCACCUGGCCGGCAACGUCACCGUACAGCUGUUGAACAUCACGGCGGGCCUAACUCACCCGCUGGCGGAGCAGAAGCUUCCUGUUGACAUCACGUUUGCGGUGCGUGAUGGGCGGGGCUUCCUGCCGGGGUCAGAGGUCAGCGAACACCUGAGGAAGCUCAGCCUGGUGGAGUUCAGCUUCUAUGUGGGAUUUCCUGCGCUGCAGAUCGCAGAACCGUUUCACUACCCAGAACUCAACACCUCUCACCACCUGCGCUCCACCUGGGUUCGCACAGUCCUGCUGGGGGUCCAGGAUCAGCUGGUGGUUGAAAGAAGUUUUAAGGCUCGUCUGGAGAGGCGUCUGGCUCUGCUGCUGGAGGAGGGGCUGGGAGCGUCCAGCAGGAGGCGCUGGAGGAGAGCCACAGCGGUGGCCAACAACAGUCUGCAGGUGGUGCGGGUGUCGAAGCUGUCGGGGGCGGAGCGUCCUCUGGAGGUCCUGUAUUUCGUGGAGGGUCCGACAGGUGAGCGGAUACCAGCGGAGGUAACAGCGGAGACCCUGAACCGUCUGGACCCCCAAAGAGCCGCCAUCGUCCUGGGACACCGAGUCCAGAGACCUCUGGCCCAGCCUGUGGAGACCCUGUCUAUCCCCCCGGCGGAGACUCAGAGCAGCAGUAUUUGGCUGAUCGUGGGCGUGGUGGUCCCCGUGCUGCUGGCCCUCUUCAUCAUCAUCAUCCUCUACUGGAAGUUGUGCGGCUCGGAGAAGCUCGAGUUCCAGCCGGACGCCAUCAACACCAUCCAGCAGAGACAGAAGCUUCAGGCUCCCAGCGUGAAAGGUUUUGACUUCGCUAAGCUGCACCUGGGUCAGCACAGCAAGGACGACAUCAUGGUGAUCCAGGAGCCCGGACCCCUGCCCCCCCCCAUCAAAGAGGCCACACCCUCCGACGGGGGAGAACUCAACACCCCCAAAUCUAAAGGAUCGUCCACCAAAGCAGCUCGGUCCAGCCGGCGCAGGGGCAGGCUCAGCCCGUCAGACGCUGACUCGGUAGGAAGCGACCAAUCCAGCGGCAGAGAGUCAGCGGAGGAGAGCACCCGGCCCGUGGCCACACCCUGCGAGGGGAAGCAGCACAGGAAGCCCAAAAAUGGGAGGAGCAAGCUGGCCCCCCCAGGAAGCGGUCCAGACGAGCUGCUCUCCUCGUCCUCCAUCUUCGACCACGUGGACCGCCUGUCCCGCGGCUCGUCGGACGGGACGCGUCGUCAAGGCAACAAGGUCCAGCUGAUCGCCAUGCAGCCACGCCCCAGCCCCCCCCCGAUGCACCCCCCCACCCAGCAGAGCCCCACCCUCACCGAGAAAGUCAGCACGGAGGUGGCGCUGCGUCAUAAAUCAGAGAUCGAGCAUCACAGGAACAAACUGCGUCUGCGUGCUAAGAGGCGGGGUCAGUGUGACUUUCCCUCCAUGGAUGACAUCAUGGAUGCGUUUGGAGACGGGCCGGUGCAGAGCGAGGUGGCCCAGCGCCUCUACAGCUCCGCCCACGACCACAUGGACUGCAUCCUGCAGGGCGACACCCACUCCCCCCCCACCCCCACCGACUCCAGGAGGAGAGGGAGGCGCUCUCCUCGGGGCCGCCGGACUCAGCCCGGACCAGGAAGCCUUCCUGAUACAGACCGAGACCGGCUGCUCACAGACCACAGCGCCACCUACAGGAAAUACCCAGGACUCAACAACGUGGCCUACAUGUCGGACCCGGACCUGCCUCCAGACCACGGCAGCCCCUCCCCAACUGAUGAGGUGUUUGACUCCGCCCCCGCCCCGCCCCCCUACAUGCCCCCCCAGCCCUCCAUUGAAGAGGCUCGGCAGCAGAUGCACUCCCUCCUGGACGACGCCUUCGCCCUGGUGUCCCCGUCCUCGCAGGGCAGCGCCGGGCUGAGCGGGGUAAGCCCCGCCCUGCCUAGCCCCUCCCCCCAGGCCCGGCCCCGGGGCCGGCAGUGGGGCUCUUACCCAGCUGCCCCCUCUCACAGCCCCUUCUCUGCAAGAUACGCAGAGCUGGGCAUGUCCCCCACCUCGGUGCAGGGUCUGCUGCAGAGGCAGGGCCUCGGCUCAGGAGGGUACGUUUCUACUGGAGACCAGCUGCAGGAGUCAGUCUACUCCAACAGGGGGCAGUACGAGGACCCCCCCUCUUCCUCCAGACCCCGGCCUGUAGGGGGCAGCACAGGUGCGCAGCUCCACCACCUGACCCAGGUGGGUUUGUCAAGCCAGAUCGGUGCGUACCCCGGAGUGGGUCGCAGCAUGUCGGGUCCCACCGGCUCCAGCUGGAACCAGCAACACACAGACCAGGAUCUGUCCAGACCAGGGGCCAGCAGAGAGAGUGUGCUGUCGUUUCCUGAGUUCUCCUCAUCCUCGGUGUUCCAGAUGCCCAGCUCCUCGUUGCGGGACCCUUCGGCUCCACCGCUUCUCCUGACCUCACCGACUCCAGAGUAUCCACCGGAGGACGCCUCACCCUCCGCUCACACCUCCGCCUCUCUUAUCAAGGCUAUCAGGGAGGAGCUGAGACGUCUGGCCCAGAAACAGGCAGCAGUGACCAGCUACCCUUAG